AUGGUUUUGAGCCAAUACAUCACUGAUGUUAUUAAUAAAAAUCGUCGAAUCAUCAGCAAUGAUGUUCCACUGUUAGAUUUAAUAUAUGAUUUAAAUAGUGAAAUGAUCAUAUCAGACGAUGAGCUGGUCAAAUUAAGAGACAAAUGCGACAAUAAUAAACAGCGGGCAUUCGAAUUUAUUCAGCUAUUGAAAUCAAGAAAUGAUGAGAAUUUUUUUCAGUUUUGCUCCAUUUUAAAAGAAGCUCAGGUUCAGCAUGUUCAAAAUAUUGGCCAAAAAUUGGAAAAUGAAGCAAAGGCUACAAAAAUUUGUGAUGAUGAAAAUUUGUUAAGAAAUCUUCCCAUAAUUCCCGAAUCCGAUUAUAUCACUCGGAACGAAUUUGUUAACACUAUCUGUAGUGAACUGAAGAGAAUUCAUGAAAACAGCGGUCAUAUUUUAGUGCAUGGAAUGGCCGGCAGUGGUAAAAGUGUUGCUGUUUGCCAAUCUGUUCGACGUAGCAUCGAAGCUGAUAAUUAUUUUAAACCACACGGCUGUUAUUGGAUUAAAAUUGGUAAUAUUUCUGAUGAGAAGCUAUUGUCGAUACUAAAGAAUUUGAGUGUUCGUCUUGGAAUCGUCUGGGUGCAAUCACCUCAAACAUUGGAUGAAAUUAGCGCCAAAAUCGAUCGUUUCUUGCAAGAUAACUCCGAAAUAGCGAGAACAUUAUUCAUAUUUGAUGAUAUCUGGAAUGAGCGACACUACGAUUAUGUAGCAUUCGCUAAAAAAUCUGUUGCAACGUCAAGAUUUAAUUAUGCCAGAAACAAAAUCAGCCACAUCCUCAUCCCUACACGGGAACAAUUUACGGACGAUGAAGCUAUGGCAUUAAUAGCAAAACGACGCGAAUACGAUUGCCAUCAGACAUUUUUAAAUAGUGAUACAGUUAAAAAUGUCAUUAAAAGCUGUGCUGCUCUACCUUUAGCUAUAAGUAUCAUUGCCGGCUUAGAUCUACAAAGUGAUGAAGAAUGGGAAGAAAUAAGGAAAAGAAUUUGCAGCAAAGACUUAAUGAACGAUUUACCGGACUACGAGCUAAAUGUAUUUAACACAUUGGAUUUAAGUGUGAGCAAAUUAAAUGAUAGUGAAAAGAGUUUAUUUCGGCUACUUGGAGUAUUUAGAGCCGUAGAAAUUCCACUUGCAUCUGUUAUUUGUUUGUGGAAAAUUGAGAUAACGAAAGGAAUCGAGCUGCUAAAGAUGUUGAAUCGUAGAUCGUUACUAAAAUAUUCAGGAGGAAAGAGACGUUACGUUGUCUUGCAUGAUCUAAUGAUUCAGUAUCUUCAGCAAUCAACCAUUUCUAAUUUAUCACGUCAAGAAUAUCAUAAAUCUUUAAAUAAAGAAUUAAUUGAUGGUUACUUUGCCGGAUGUGGAGGAAACUGGUCAAGUUAUAAGGAUGAUGGCUAUUUCUAUCAAUAUUUGAUUUAUCAUGUCAUACAGGCUGAAGCUGAUGAUAUUCUACAUCAAGUUAUGACUGAUUUUAACUGGAUGAUGAUAAAAAUCAGAACGGAUGAUACGAUAUAUAACCUAAGCCAAGAUGUUAAUAAUUAUAUCGACUAUUUACGAAAGGGAAAUAAGGACUGGCACGAAUUCAAUCAACUACUGGAUUUAUUAAAACAACACGAAUUUUCAAUAGACAAAUAUGAUAUGGAUGUAAUACAAACUUUACUCUGGUAUGGAGAGAGAGAUAGCAUGAUGAGAGAGCGAGCGGUGCAAUUAGCUCGUAUAAAUACACAAACUGAUGACUCUGUCUACUGGAUUAUGUUCUUAAUCUCUGGUAAUACAGUGACCGAAUAUACAUACAAUGCAUCAAAAAGAUUUGGUAAGAAUUUUCGAGACGAUUCUAUAUCCAUAUCUAAUCCUAAUUCUGGAAAUUGGCGAAUCGUUGGAACCGAAAAUAAUGGAACUACAGACUGUCAAAUUAUAGUUAAAGAUCAUCAAACAUCACAUAUUGUAUAUCAAAUGUCUCCAUCUUAUCGCUAUAUUUCAAGCGUUGAAAUCUCAGCUGAUGGUUGCAUUAUAGCCUUUCGGUAUCGCGAUGACAAGAAUAAUUCUGUUAUGAUAACCGUAUCCAGUAAUCGCUGCCUAGUUAAGCUUUGGAGAAUUACUGAUGACAGAGAAAUAAAAUCUGAAAACAAACUAGUAUCAUACAAUUACAAGAUUGAAUCAUGUCUAUGGAUAAAAUGUGGUAGCCAAAUUUUAUUAUGGUGGAGAAGGUAUAAUUUUGACAAGCAUCGCGACAAUUAUAAACCUUUGGAUGUGAAUAAUUGGAUUAAUGAAUGUAACAUAGAAGUCUGGAGUCUGAAAGCGUGGCACCUUCUACGAUCAGUAACUGUGCCUGCUUAUAUUGGUAGAACUUGUAAUCAAUAUACUGCUACCACUAAUAUCGAAGGCGGCCAACCCCUAGUUUGUGUAAAUUCCAUUAGCAAUGAUGCUGCUCUUAUGAUUUUAGCCUAUAAGAAUAUUGUUGGUUUGGUCAAUUUGGAAAGAAAAGAUCAUGAUCCUGAAAUCUGCCGAAAAGGAUUUGCGAAGAACUUUCGACUUACACUCGAUCUGUCACAUUCAUCUAGUGUUGCAAAUAUUACCAUAUCAGAUGACCAGCAGUUUGUAGCCAUUAAUUGUGUCAAAUCCUCGGACGAAAAUAUCUACUUAAUGACCAUUAGAAAUAAUCAAAUUCGAUCGUAUAUGAAGAUCAAUAUGGCGCAUGCAAAAAGUUUGACAUUCAUGCCUGAUACCGCUGUAUUAUUUGUUUAUGAGUCAUCUAGCGAAAAUUGCUUGUAUGAAUAUAAUCUGCAAGACGAUAAUUUGCGUUGGCAAAAUUUUCAAAAUAAUAAAGCAAUCCAAGACUACCUUACACAAGAAGAAAGUCAACGCGUUGAGACACAAAUACUGGAUGUAAAUUAUGCCUAUAUUAAUGGUGUUCCUUUCGUGGCUCAGCUGAUAGAGAAUGACACUACUUGCAAACUGGAGAUUCGCGAAUAUGAAGCAAAAUUAUGCGUACGAAAGUUCUAUCACUCAUUAGAGAACGGUUAUUAUCGAUGUUUCUUAUAUAAUGAUUUCCGAUCAGCCGUCGUUGUUCGUUUCUAUCGUCAAAAUUUAGGCUUAAACAUGGUCAUUGCAGAGAUCAUCGACUUUUGCAGUGAAAAGGAUCGUACAGAAAUUAAGAAAUUACUAGACCAUAAUAUAUCAUUAAGAGGUCGGAUUUUCGAUUUAAAAACGAGAUAUAGGGGAAGAGAUAACACUUUAAUAUUCGUCGUGAGCACUAAGGGUGAUGGCGGUGGACUGGGAAUGAUAAUAAUUACGAUAAAUCUGGAGACGGAAGAGAAAAUGAUUUACCAAGAAGAAAGUCGUUAUCGAAGUAUGGACCUUUUGUAUUACGAUGAUGAUUACCUCGUAACUUGCCAGACAGAGAGGAAGGAAAGAAUGAAAGAUGAACUCGAUCACGAACACAGUAUCAAAUGCUACAAGUUUGGUGAUGGUAAAAGUCAGAUACAGCUGCUGGAAAGAUGUUCAUUCGAUAGUCAGCAUGGAUUAAUUUAUAAGUUAACUCUACCUACUAAUUUAAGCCAUUAUAAGUUGGACAUUAAAUACUCGUCGUUAAAUUUGGACACAGGAAAGCUACUUGAAGAAUGGGGAGAGAAAGAUGGCAAUUUACUUAUGACGCACGCAGGAAGCCUUUGGAAAUACCAAUAUAUCUGCUUGCUCGAAAAGGGAGAACAUUUAGCAAUAUUAAAUGGCUGGGGAAGAGUUAAAAUGAAACGUUAUAAAAAUAAUAUUGUAAAAUUUGACUUUGAUACAUCUAUCUUCAACUGCGAAAAUUUGUGGUCUGACAAGUUUUUAAUAGUCUUAGAAGAUAAUUCUUUACAUAUUCAUAUUUAUGAAGCACAAACACUACAAUUAUGCCGUGUUCUACCACUUUCUCAUCUUGAUAUGUGGUACAUGAAAUGGAAUUGUCAACAGUCUUCGUUCAUCGUGAGCAACAUGAAUAGAGAUCGAGUGCUGCGGGCAUUAGCAGUAGCGCAAUUUCGUAGUUUUACUGCACUUUUGCAAAUUUAA
Trichoplax adhaerens is the source of this 4077-nucleotide messenger RNA. RefSeq lists its product as uncharacterized. The transcript has 22 exons. Lineage: Eukaryota; Metazoa; Placozoa; Uniplacotomia; Trichoplacea; Trichoplacidae. The record is from RefSeq and is a predicted model, not a curated record. Bases 1 to 4077 code for a protein of 1358 amino acids. Gene Ontology annotation, molecular function: ADP binding; protein binding. Gene Ontology annotation, biological process: regulation of apoptotic process.